AUGGAGAAAAUUUCGAUUCUUGGUUUCAUUUUAGCUAUUCUCUAUUUCAUAACAACAGAACUUGCAUGUAAUGGUCAUACCCGUAUCGACAACAAUGUUCAAUAUGAACAAAAGGCUCUUAUCGACUUCAAAAGUGGUCUCAAAGAUCCCAACAAUCGGCUUUCAUCAUGGAAAGGAAGCAAUUAUUGCUACUGGCAAGGAAUUAGUUGCGAAAAUGGCACAGGAUUUGUCAUUUCAAUUGAUCUUCAUAACCCUUAUCCUCGUGAGAAUGUAUAUGAGAACUGGAGCUCUAUGAACUUGAGUGGAGAAAUUAGUCCUUCAUUGAUAAAACUCAAGUCUUUGAAAUAUCUAGAUUUGAGUUUCAACUCAUUCAAAGCCAUGCCAGUUCCUCAAUUCUUUGGGUAUCUGAAGAAUUUAAUAUAUCUAAACUUAUCGAGUGCUGGGUUUAGUGGAUCAAUUCCUUCAAAUUUAAGGAAUCUUUCUAGCUUGCAAUAUCUCGAUCUUUCUUCUGAGUAUCUUGACGAUAUUGAUUCUGAAUAUUUUAAUAAUUUAUUUGUUGAAAAUAUUGAAUGGGUGAUUGGCCUUGUUUCCUUGAAGUAUCUUGGUAUGAAUUAUGUUAACCUUUCAUUGGUAGGAAGUCGGUGGGUUGAGGUGGCAAACAAGCUUCCAAGUUUAACUGAGUUGCAUCUAGGUGGUUGUAGCCUCUCUGGCUCAUUUCCAUCCCCAAGCUUUGUUAAUCUUACUUCACUUGCUGUUAUAGCUAUCAACUCGAACCACUUCAAUUCCAAGUUUCCUAAAUGGCUUUUAAAUGUUAGCAACCUUGUAUCCAUUGAUAUAAGUGACAAUCAAUUGCAUGGGAGAAUUCCACUUGGUCUUGGUGAGCUACCCAAUUUGCAAUACUUAGAUCUAUCUUGGAAUUUCAAUCUCAGGCGCAGUAUCUCUCAACUAUUGAGGAAGAGUUGGAAAAAGAUAGAAGUUCUAAAUUUGGCUUAUAAUGAAUUACAUGGUUCAAUUCCAAGCUCCAUUGGAAACUUUUGCAACUUAAAAUAUCUGGAUUUGAGAGAUAAUCUCUUGAAUGGAAGUUUACCUGAGAUUAUCAAAGGACUUGAAACCUGCAGUUCUAAAAGUCCUUUGCCUAAUUUGAUGAAAUUAUACUUGUACUACAAUCAAUUGAUGGGAAAAUUGCCGAACUGGUUGGGUGAGCUUAAAAAUCUUAGGGACAUUGCAACACCUGGAGUAUAUCUGAAUCUUGGAUUGAAUGAGAUGAAUGGAAGUCUCCCAGAUAGUAUUGGACAACUUUCUCAACUGCAAGGCUUGGAUGUUUCUUCCAAUCAUUUGAGUGGAAGUCUCCCAGAUAGUAUUGGACAACUUUCUCAACUGCGAGUCUUGGAUGUUUCUUCCAAUCGUUUGAGUGGAAGUCUCUCUGAACAACAUUUUUGGAAUCUGAGCUUGGAAGUUCUUGAUCUUAGUUACAACAAAUUGUUGGGUGAGGUUCCUGCAUGGAUUGGAGCUGCUUUCGUAAAUCUGGUAAUACUCAACUUGAGGUCGAAUGUGUUUUGUGGAAGACUUCCCUCCCAGCUUUCAAAUUUAAGCUCCUUGCAUGUCUUAGACAUUGCACAAAACAAUCUGAUGGGUAAAAUUCCAAUCACUUUGGUUGAGCUUAAAGCCAUGGCUCAAGAGCAAUUGAUUAUAUAUGGGUUAAAUGACGACUCCUUGUAUGAAGAACGAUUGGUUGUGAUUGCCAAAGGCCAAAGUCUUGAAUAUACCAAGACUCUUUCUCUUGUUGUAGGCAUUGACCUAUCCGACAAUAAUUUAAGUGGAGAGUUUCCCCAAGAAAUAACAAAAUUGUUUGGUUUGGUGGUUUUGAACUUGUCGAGGAAUCACAUCACUGGCCAAAUUCCUGAAAACAUUUCAAUGUUGCGACAAUUGUCAUCUCUUGAUUUGUCAAGCAAUAAGCUUUCCAGCACCAUUCCUUCAAGCAUGGCCUCAUUGUCAUUCUUGAGUUUUUUGAAUCUAUCAAAUAACAAUUUCUAUGGUGAGAUCCCCUUUAUAGGGCAUAUGAUAACCUUCCCCGAGCUGGCCUUUGUGGGAAACCCUGAUCUAUGUGGAGCUCCAUUGGCCACAAAAUGCCAGGAUGAAGAUCCAAAUAAAAGGCAAAGUGUUGUUAGUGACAAAAAUGAUGGUGGCUAUGUUGAUCAAUGGUUUUGCUUGAGCAUUGGCUUGGGAUUUGCCAUGGGCAUCCUAGUUCCAUUUUUUGUUUUGGCAACAAGGAAAUCUUGGUGUGAGGCCUAUUUUGAUUUUGUAGAUGAAAUUGUCAGAUGGUUGUUGAGAGGAAGAGCAACCUAUGCCAAAAAUCAUCCUAGAAGGCGAUAA
This is a messenger RNA of Vitis riparia (riverbank grape), 2373 nucleotides long. Its product is annotated as receptor-like protein EIX1. The record is from RefSeq and is a predicted model, not a curated record. Gene Ontology annotation, molecular function: protein binding. The transcript has 4 exons. Bases 1 to 2373 code for a protein of 790 amino acids. Lineage: Eukaryota; Viridiplantae; Streptophyta; Magnoliopsida; Vitales; Vitaceae.